This is a messenger RNA of Racocetra persica, 2328 nucleotides long. NCBI's taxonomy places the organism in Eukaryota, Fungi, Glomeromycota, Glomeromycetes, Diversisporales, Gigasporaceae. The record is from the annotation of a GenBank genome assembly.
AUGAGCAGUAAGAAAAAAACAAAGAAAUCUUCGAAGGUGCCUCAAGACAAAAUAUCUUCCGGUGAUCAAUCUCCUGGUCCGAUAAAUGGUCUUCCGAAUAAAAAGCAAAGUGAUGCUGCCCAUUUGAACGAGCCGAAGUUUCAAGAAUCUUUUAAUGAGAAUUCACCAUACGACGAAAAAGAGACACAAAAUACUGAUCCAAAAAAUGGUAAAAAACAAAAAAAUAAAAAGGGAUCUACAUCAAAAAAGCGUAAGAAACCAAAGAAAACUGGAUUUUUCGGCGGACUAUUUACGUUUAGGUCGUUUCUCAUCCUUUACGUACUUGGAGUGUUUUUCGUUUGUCAUGGCAAAACCCGCAAACAGUGUUCAUAUCCAGUCGAGCUUUUUUGCUACAAUGGUGUCUCCCAAUAUAUUCUUACACACGAUUGGUUCCAGAAAUAUAUUGAACCUGGAGUUCUCGAGAUUAAAGGUUAUUCUGCAGAUUAUGGAAAUCAAGCCUUUAGCACUUAUGAGAUUCAUGCAAAACCUCGUCUAAACCCUUACGUUGAAUCUGCUCAACCUUACAUACAAAAAGCUAAGGAAUUAUCUAUCGAAUAUGUAUAUAAUCCUGCUACCCAAGUAGCGAUAAAAGUUCAGGAAUUUUACAAUCAGAACGCGAAAGAUAGUGUGGAUGCAUUCUACGGGAAGGCCAGGAAAACAGUUACUCCAUAUCUAAAUAAAGCUCAGAAACAAAUCAAUCAUGCUUAUGAAAAACUGAUUAUCUAUAAUAAAAAGCAUAUUCAACCUUGGUUAAAUAAUAAGGUUAUACCUUUUGUGGUGGAAUCAAAAAAGAAUAUAAUUGUUCAAUACAACGAGAAAGUGGCUCCCGUUGUAGAUCAGUUAGUAAAAACUGCACACGACAAUUAUAAUAAACACAUUGUUCCCUUUUAUAAUACAAAUAUCAAACCUCAUGUCGAAUAUUGUUUUGAGGUCAUCGUGGAGCUUGUACAAGGCAAAGACGAAAGCAGAAAGAAAACAGACCUUAAGGCUAAAAAAGAAGCUGAACGCAAGGCUAGAGAACAAAAAGCUAAAGAGGAAGCUGAGCUUAAAGCUAAGGAGGAGGCUAAACGAAAAGCUAAAGAGGAAGCUGAACGCAAAGCUAAGGAGGAAGCUGAACGUAAAGCCAAAAAGGAAGCCGAACGCAAAGCUAAAGAGGAGGCUGAACGCAAAGCUAAAGAGGAGGCUGAACGCAAAGCUAAAGAGGAGGCUGAGCGCAAAGCUAAAGAGGAGGCUGAGCGCAAAGCUAAAGAGGAGGCUGAACGCAAAGCUAAAGAGGAAGCUGAACGUAAAGCUAAAGAGGAAGCUGAACGAAAGGUCAAAGAGGAAGCUGAACGUAAGGCCAAAGAGGAAGCUGAACGUAAGGCCAAAGAGGAGGCUGAACGUAAGGCCAAAGAAGAGGCUGAGCGUAAGGCUAAGGAAGAAGCAGAAAAGGCUGCAAUAGCCGCCGCUAUUAAGGCUGUUCGUGAUACUGCUGCUAUAGGCAUAUCUCGUGCCAGAGAAAACAUUAGUAUAGUUCUUAAGGACUAUGAGCUUAAAGCAAAAUCUGCAGUAAAGAAAACAUCAGACGACACUGAAGCUAAAAUAAUAUCUCUUAAAAAAUUAGGCACUGAUUAUCCUUCCAAGCUUACAAAAUUUGUUGACGAACUUGCAAAGGAUGCUGAGAAAAAUAUUACGGUCAAGAUUGAUAAAAUUUCAGAGUAUGCUAAAGAAACUAUAGAUACAGUUAAAACAAAUAUCAAAAAAGCUGAUGAAUCGUUUGAAGCUUUGAAUGAAAAAGUUAAUGAGCUGGAAAAAGAUUUUGUUUUAGUUAUGAACAGUAAUAUGAAUGGCAUCAAGACAAACGCACAUAGCAAAGCAGGAAAAAUAACUAUUGAUCAGAAAAUUUAUGAUGAAGUUGAUAGGGAUAUUAAUACCGCUUCCCAGAGCAUGAAUGCCGAGUUUAGCAGUUCAACAUUAAGAGUAAAGGAGGAGAUCAAAGGAGUCGAAACAAAAGUAACUUCCUUGAAAUCCACAGCAAGGAGUGUUGUUCAGGACAUUGUAAAUUCAACAAAAAUAGCAACACAAAUCUUAAAGCAACGUGACACUCCAGUAAUAUCUCAAAAUGACUCUUCAAAAGGAUCAGACAAAGUACCACAAUUUGUUGUUCAAACAUCAAAUGACCCUGUGUUGGAUAAAUUGAAGGCACAAUAUCGUUUACGUGAUCCAGUUUUACAAAAAUUGAAAGAUGAAUAUCAAAAAACCAACAAAAAUAAGCAAUCAGGAAAGAUUGCAAAAGACGGGUCUUAUUAG